Molecule: messenger RNA, 1902 nt
Organism: Choloepus didactylus (southern two-toed sloth)
Lineage: Eukaryota; Metazoa; Chordata; Mammalia; Pilosa; Megalonychidae
Product: NADH-cytochrome b5 reductase 3
Exons: 9
Coding region: 73-978 (301 amino acids)
Cellular component (GO): mitochondrion
Molecular function (GO): FAD binding; oxidoreductase activity
Source: RefSeq, a predicted model, not a curated record
GGCGCGGCGGCCCGACGGUCUGGGCGGCGGCGGCGGCGGAGCGAGCGGCGGAGCGAGCUGCGCGGCGCCACCAUGGGGGCCCAGCUGAGCACGUUGGGCCGCGUGGUGCUCUCCCCAGUCUGGUUCCUCUACAGCCUGCUCAUGAGGCUGUUCCAGCGCCCCACCCCGGCCAUCACCCUCGAGAGCCCGGACAUCAAGUACGCGUUGCGGCUGAUCGACAAGGAGGUCGUCAGCCACAACACCCGGCGGUUUCGCUUCGCCCUGCCUUCACCCCAGCACAUCCUGGGCCUCCCUAUUGGCCAGCACAUCUACCUCUCGGCUCGAAUCGAUGGCAACCUGGUCAUCCGACCCUACACGCCCGUCUCCAGCGAUGACGACAAGGGCUUCGUGGACCUGGUCAUCAAGGUUUACUUUAAAGACACCCAUCCUAAGUUUCCUGCCGGAGGGAAGAUGUCGCAGUACCUGGAAAGCCUGAAUAUUGGAGACACCGUUGAGUUCCGGGGCCCGAACGGGCUGCUGGUCUACCUGGGCAAAGGGAAGUUUGCGAUCCGUCCAGACAAGAAGUCCAGUCCCGUCAUCAGAACAGUUAAGAGCGUCGGCAUGAUCGCGGGAGGAACGGGCAUCACCCCGAUGCUGCAGGUGAUCCGCGCCAUCCUGAAGGACCCAGACGACCACACCAUGUGCUACCUACUCUUCGCCAACCAGACCGAGGAGGACAUUCUGCUGCGGCCUGAGCUGGAGGAACUGAGGAACGAGCAUUCCGCCCGCUUCAAGCUCUGGUACACGGUGGACAAGGCCCCUGACGCCUGGGACUACAGCCAGGGCUUCGUGAACGAGGAGAUGAUCCGGGACCACCUGCCACCGCCGGAGGAGGAGCCGCUGGUGCUGAUGUGCGGCCCCCCACCCAUGAUCCAGUUCGCCUGCGUGCCAAACCUGGAGCGCGUGGGCCACCCCAAGGAGCGCUGCUUUGCCUUCUGAGGGCCAGGCACUGGCCACCCACCCGCCCCCCUCCUCACCCACCCCUUCAUGUUCCAUAACACCCUGCCCUGAUGUGCCUGCGCUGCACACCGGGCCCUGGAGCAGCCUGGGCUGUGUGUGCCCUCAGUGGUGGUGCCCCACAGGGCCCCACUGGCAGCAGGGAUCUGGGGUAGGUGGGUCACGGGCCCCCUUUAGGGCAGGUUCCGAUCUGGCCCUUACCAGAGAUGGUUCCCCUGUCCUUGUGACCGUUCCCGUCCCCACACCACAGGACUGAGGCUGCCAGCACCGCACAACCCCUCAAGGCCCCAGCAACCGGGCAGUAUCUGGAGACAAACAUCAACGUAUGGGCUGCCCCAGCCACUUCCUGCUGACCUUUUCUGCUGCCCCUUACUGCCAGCCUUAGGGCCCCGGGGACCCCGGCCACACCGGACCUCGGUGGGGCCUCAGCUCUGACACUACAUGAGAUGCCCUCUUGGAGAGGGGGUUCACGGGGGCUGAGAGGCUGUCCCCACCCCAUCCCACCCCAGGGCCCAGGUGGGUCCCGUCUGGCUCUCCUUGAGGCUGGAGUGGGAGUGGGUGCUGGGCAGGGCCUCCCUGGGCCGGCACGUGGGCCCUUCUGAAACCCAAGGCUGGGCCUGUCCCCUUGACACACCCACACCCAGGGCUGCCCUGGGAGCUCCAGCUGCCACCUCGUGGAGUGAAGGGGAUGGUUAAUCUGUGCUUUUGUCCCAGGCCCACCCCUCCUGCCCUCUCCCAGCGGGGGCAGGUUUUGAACAGUGCCUCUGGUCUGAGAAGUACAAGUGCUCGGUGGUCUCGACGUGGCCUUGUCUCUAGACAACAGUUGUAUUAGCUUCUUGCGUAUCAGCUUUUUCAGAGUCAUUUAUGAGCAGAAAAAAAAUUGAAGUAAAACUUUGCUUAUCUUAA